Messenger RNA from Aricia agestis (brown argus), 2550 nucleotides. RefSeq lists its product as uncharacterized. The transcript has 6 exons. Gene Ontology annotation, molecular function: DNA-binding transcription factor activity, RNA polymerase II-specific; RNA polymerase II cis-regulatory region sequence-specific DNA binding. Gene Ontology annotation, cellular component: nucleus. Lineage: Eukaryota; Metazoa; Arthropoda; Insecta; Lepidoptera; Lycaenidae. The record is from RefSeq and is a predicted model, not a curated record. Gene Ontology annotation, biological process: regulation of transcription by RNA polymerase II. Bases 38 to 2398 code for a protein of 786 amino acids.
GACAGUGAAAAAACUUUGUGCAGUGUUUGUUGCCAUCAUGUCUACUGCUAGCAACUCCCAGCCUCCAAGCCUACAGUCUGACGAAGAUUCAAGAGUAUCGUUGUCAUCUGAAUUAUCUGCAGACACCACAGUGCAAUACGAGGAACGGACUGAAAAUGCACCGCCAAAAGAUAUGUACAAAUUGGGCCCUCUGACAUCCCAUGGAGUGGAAGAUAUCCUUUCCGAAGGUGUUCGCUUUGAAAAUCAAGAUAACAAUUUGCAAGAUUGCAAAAUGGAAGGGAUACCCGGAAUAUCCGGGUCAUACGUUCAAGAUUAUAACUCCCGAGAUUCCACCGGGUUCAGUAUACACGAUAUUCUUGGCCUACCACAGUCUUACAGCAACAAUACGCAUGAAACUUUGGAUUCUGCGUACGAGUAUUCGAUGCGACAGUACGAUUUAAGGAAAACCUCAACAAAAAUUUAUAGGCACAAUACCGAGGAAAGAAUGCAAGACGAUUGCACAACUAAAAGCGGCGCUAUAAUAAUGAACAAUCAACAACUGGAAAAUCUGGACAUGUAUAACAGGCAGUAUUUUGUUAAUGAACCUGUACGUCGACUUCAGAAAAGCAGUUUAGACUACUGUGCGGUAAAGGAAUCUGAGGAAGACCUCGAUGACAUUAGUGCACCGCGAUACUCAAGUCAGACAUAUUCUUGGAGCGAAAAUGCAUCUUCUGAAUUAACGAACCAAAUUGAUAAUAGCGCUGUCGGGAUGUCAAAUGAUAUGGCUGCAAAUUCGACGUAUCAUCAAAAGAGCUUUACUAAAAGAGCACGCACAGCAUAUACGAGCUCACAACUAGUGGAGUUAGAAAAUGAGUUUCAUCAAAACAGGUACCUGUGUCGGCCUAGGCGCAUUGAAUUAGCUAACUACUUACAAUUGUCUGAAAGACAAAUAAAAAUAUGGUUCCAAAACAGAAGAAUGAAGUACAAGAAGGAUAAUAAACUGAAUAAGCCGUCAUCUUCAAUCGCUGAUAGUCCAUCGACUAGUUCGAAAGAAGCCUCCCCGAGUCAAGACCACAAGAUGAGUCACAGUAGAAGUUGCGGGAGUCACGACCUUCAUAGACGUUUUAUAUCUGACAGUCACUCCAAUCAUCACAAGCUGUAUGUAACUGCAAACGAUGCAGUUACAAAUUCUUCGGAAUUUUCGAACGUCUCUUCGUUGAAGUCAUCGUUGGUGAACAGUACCCAAAGUACAAUGGAAGUCUCAUCGUGUACGCCAAACAUACACUCGUCGUAUUAUUCCUCGGAUAACAACAAUGUAUACGUAUCUGAAAGCUAUCGUUACGGUAAUGAUGAAUCAUUACAAAUAAGUUCGACGGCUAUGGCAGGUAUAUCAAGUGACAGUUACGUACCGAAUGGAGCAAAUCUUAGAAUCAAUGAUGAAGGGACUCGAUACCCUGCUGGUAAUCCAUUUUACAGUGUUUUUCCUAAUGGAAUAGUUUUGCAUCCCCCAACUGCUGAAUCAUACGGGUUCAACACUGGAAUACCAACUAUAUCAGCUCCGACGUACGAUGAUAGUGGCUUAUCUCUAAGGACAACCGGCUUAUCAAUACCACAAGAGCCUUACGUCUACGGAACUUCUUCUGACGCAUCUACAAGCAAUCCAAGUAGCAGCACUUCCAACAAGUAUUCUUCUUACAUAUCACUAAACAAAGUAACCAUGCUUGAAAGUAGCAUGAAAUUUGAAACACUUUCCUCAGGAGAUGAAUCCCAGAUACACUACGUGGAAAAUGCACCUCAUCUGCAGUACAUGCCCCUGAACAAGGACAACUUCGAAGUUGCAAAUGCUUAUAACCUUAAAUUGAGAAAGAAGAAGAGAAUUCGCACCGCUUUCACAACGGAUCAGGUACUACUAUUAGAAAAUACAUUUUCAGAAAGAAAAUAUAUUGACAAAUGGACUCGUCAGAAGUUAGCAAACCGUCUAAAAAUCAGCGAGAAGAAUGUAAAGGUUUGGUUCCAAAACCGACGCAUGAAGAACAAGAGGUUAUCAUCAGAGUCAAGCGAUUCCAGUGAAACCAACGAUGGAGCGAGUAAAAAAAGUAAUGAAAACAAUGUAAAUCCUAGUUGGGAAUCUUCUGAUUUUACAUCUGAAAACUCAAACAAGCAGAACGUGGAAUCGUACAAUGAUUUGGAUGUCAAAAAUAAUUUAGUUGAUAACACACCAUUUCCUUCUGGUGUAAUCACUGAAAAUUUUUACUAUUAUCAACAAUGUCAACAACAGUAUGCUCCAUGUGUACCUGAAUUUGCUUUCAAUACUAAUUAUCAAUUUUAUUACGAUUAUAAUAAUUAUUAUUGUUACAAUCCCAUAGGUUAUGAUCAAUCAGCGUAUGGUUGUAACGGAUCUCAGUAUUUCACUAACUAAUAAUUAUAUUUAUUUAUAAAUUUAUAAUUUAAUAUAGGAGAUAAUAUAGUAAAUUAAUAUAUAUUAUUUUUAAUUAUUGUAGUUAUAGAUACUAAUAGAUUUGAAUAAUGUAUUUUCAAUAAGAAGUUAAUACACAAGAACAAUGAGAAUGU